Pestalotiopsis fici W106-1 is the source of this 1998-nucleotide messenger RNA. RefSeq lists its product as uncharacterized. Lineage: Eukaryota; Fungi; Ascomycota; Sordariomycetes; Amphisphaeriales; Sporocadaceae. The record is from RefSeq and is a predicted model, not a curated record. The transcript has a single exon. Bases 1 to 1998 code for a protein of 665 amino acids.
AUGAGCAGGCCGAAGUACUCCGCCCUGCUGGAGCUCGCAUCAACCCGGCAGUUCCGGCUGCUGAAACUGCACCGUGGUUUUAAUGAGCCCCUCUCGGGGGAGCUGAUCCACUCGACAAUCCAUCAAUCGCCGCCGUUUCGAGCACUAUCGUACACGUGGAACACGGCCUUUGAAGACAAUGAUAGCGAGAAGGACCUGCCACCCAGCGUUAUCAUUGUCGACGGCAUUCCCGUGUCAAUCGGCCAGAAUUUGGCCACGGCGCUAGUUGCCCUUCGUGAUUGGCAUGGCGGCGCUGACGGCUUUGUUUGGAAUGAUGCCAUUUGCAUUGACCAGAACAAUUACGCUGAGCGCGCCUAUCAGGUGUCCAUCAUGGGCGAGAUUUACAAUGCGGCCGACAGCGUUUCUGUCUGGCUGGGAACCGAGGCACAGGACUCGGACCGGGCCAUAGACUUCCUCAGGCUGCUGGCUCGUGUCCACCGGGAGCCCAAGGAUAGGCGCACCAAGACGCUGGCGAUGGCUCGAAAUCCCAAGAUGGAAGCCGAGUGGAAAGCACUGGAUGCGCUUUGGAAGCGACGCUGGUGGCAUCGCGCGUGGGUGCUGCAGGAGACGGCCCUGGCACGGCGAUCCGACUUCAGCUGCGGACGCGGCCUCAUCCUUGACAGUGACGUCUACGACGGCACACAGGCGUUGAGAGAUGUAUGGCCUGCCUUGCGCGAGAUCCUGGCUGUGAAUUACGACAUUGUACUGCGCGAGUCAACCUUUAAUGCCAUCAACGGUAUUACGCGCAUCCGCAAGGCACGUCUAGAAGGCACACUUUUCAACAUGCUGACGUGCCACUUCCGCACCACGAGCCCUCGUGCUACCGAUCCGCGCGACUAUAUCUUUGCAAAAAUGGGCUUGGCCUCAAAUGGCUACUUGGUGAAACCCAGCUAUAGCGAAUCUGUAGAGGAAGUCUACACACGCUUCGUCGUCGACUAUAUAGAAGGCACGCGCUCCCUUGAUAUCAUUCAUUCUGACGGCCGCCCGCGAGUGAUUCCCAAUCUGCCAAGCUGGGUCCCUGACUGGUCCACUCAUCAUAAUGCCGAGCCUAUCCAACCCGAACUGACCGCCACUCAGCUCGAACCGAAUCCCAGCUACCGUCCCUACCGGGCCAGCAACGAGCUACUGGCGUCGGUUGUCUUCGAAUCGCCGGUACCAGUAGCAGAAGGAAGAUCAACUGCAUCAGCAGGUGCGCGGCUUGCCAAGCUGAAAUGUCGUGGACGAUACUUUGAUACCGUUGACGGGGUCACGCGCGUCGACAAGGAGGUUUCGUAUGAGCCAUACUAUACCUACGAGCGCAUUGUUGACCCUGCAGUUGAACCACGGUCUAACAAGAAAAGCUUCUACGCUAGCGAACGCGAAGUGGUCGAGGCCAUCUGCAAUAGCGUCUUCUCGGUAGUCAAUCAUGACGGAAAUUUAUGGCCUGCCGGGUCAAGCAACACCCUCAUCUCGCACUUUGCCAAUGCCGAGGCACUCUUACAGCACAGCGACGAGUAUGACGACUACGAUGGUGACGAAGACAGAAUCGAUUUAGAACUACUAAUUCCAGGGUAUCGCUGCUUGCGUGACUUUAGAAUCGGCGGCCGCACGAUUGCUGAUAUGAUGUGCGGGGCAGCAUCGCACAGGCGCGCUGUAAUGCCGGUACGGAAGGCAAGCCAUGAAUUAUACCACAGAGCCGGUAGCGGUUUUGGACCGCAUGAUAUUGAUAGAAAGUUUAGAGACUCUCUGUUAUAUCGACGCUGGCUGACGACAGCCGACAAGGGCGCAGUAGGCAGCGGCCCGUUGGAAACGAGGGCUGGCGAUGUUGUGGUUAUUCUCAACGGCUGCACGAUUCCUGUCAUACUGCGCCCAGAAGGUGAGGAGCAAUACUCUGUCGUUGGUGCUGGGUUUGUGCAUGGUAUCAUGUAUGGCGAGGCUGCGGAGAAUAAAACUGACGAGCGGUGGUUUGCACUGAUCUGA